GCUCAGGUAAAAGCGAAUCGUGCACCAAGCCACAUGGCAGUUCUCUUCGGAGGCACCGACGUUGGGGCCGGAGCAUGAGUUCUUCCGAAUUCGGACCCUUCAAACUCAACCGUGGUCGGUUUUCUGUGCAGACAACAAGCGACACUCUCCGUACACCCGCACGUUCGUCUGCUACCAUCCCGGUGUUCCUCGAGCUUCCCGGUGGAAGUUGUCUGACGACGUGUGCUCCUCCUUUCCGAUAUACUGUGCGACAUUCACGAUCGUGUGCUAUUGGAUUUAUCUGAAGCAAAGAAGUUAAGCCGUUUCCUUGCAUUUUUUUCUCAGGCUGUGUGCAGAAUUGCGAGUCUGUCAGACACAAGGUGAACUGUGACAGUUGUGCAUAAACGGACUUCUUGUCGCUGUUAGGGCUCAGUGGAAGGCUAGACAAAGGAAAAGAUAGUACUUGCCGAAGUGUUCCAGACUUUGAGGCGUUUCGAUGAUGGUAGAAAUGCACGGCAUAUCACGAUACGUUCAGCUGGCCCACACAGAUCCCAUGUCGGUGACAUAGUUAAGAGAGAGAGAAAAAAAGCAAAGAUCGGAGACAUUUGACCCCCGUUGGCUGUGGCAUCUUAUAUUGCCGUCUACUCUAGCAAGAUUGAUGAUCCACUAUUUUUGAAGCAAGAUUCCAACGCUAAAGGAAGCACCGGAGAACUGCUCCUUCUCUGACAUUUUCAUUCGCUUUUAAUGAUCUGUGUCGGAAGCAGAUAUCGUUCCUCGACGUUCUAGCACCAGGACUAGACAGUUAUUCCACUACGGGAUUCUUGCACAGGAGGCACUCGCCAUCGAAACGCGUCAGUGCUCGAAGACAGAACCGGGACGCACUUUGAGGGAGAGCAUCAUUCGUGGGACGGUGCACUUGCUCUUCCACUAGGAGCGACGCUGCGCCAAUUGUGAACCGCCAAAAUGCCUGGGUAGAGCACGGACCUUGCCAACUGGCUCUGAUCAUUCCCUGCAGACAGAAAAUCUCUCGGAGUUCACCGUCCGCCAUAGUACCGCAUCUUUUCAUUUUCUUCCCGCCAUACACGAGGCAUUUUUUCGAGUAUCCAUUUUGAAGUUUACCAGUAGGACCUACAUCAUAGUACGAUGCCAUCCAACAACACUGUCAUCAACACAACGGCAACGACACAACUGACGCCGGCAACGGACGCUCAGCAACAGCAGAAGAAUGAACAACAUUCUGUUGCCGACUCAGACGCUGAAGAAGGUUCUGGCGAUGUUAAGGCAGAGGUUAAUGCCAAGACCGACACGGACAAGCCACGAAGUCCGGUGUCGAGGUUUUUCUCGCACCAUCAUCAUUCAAAAGAGAGUCCUAGUGGGUCGGAGAAGGGCAAAUGGAAGAAACUCAGGCAUGCAGCGCCGAGGGACGAUGGCUACUGCUCAUCAACAAGCACACCGCUUUCGUCAGAGUACGUGGAACAACUGAAUGCCAAUGACUGCCAAAGCGAAGUUGUGCUCGUCGACGGUUUAGCUACUACAGUGCCUGUGCACAAAGGGGCUCAUCCCGACUUCGAAAGCCCCAAAGUCACCACAGACGGGACAACGGGCGUCACGUCAGGAUCACAAGGGGACUCACGAGGGGGGGAUCGACCCACGUGGAAGAACAAGGCUGACUUCCUUCUGUCUAUUAUCGGCUUUGCGGUAGAUUUAGCAAACGUCUGGCGGUUUCCUUACCUCUGCUACCGGAAUGGCGGAGGUGUAUUUCUUAUCCCGUAUAUGCUGAUGUUAAUAUUUGGAGCCCUGCCUCUUUUCUACAUGGAACUUGUACUUGGACAGUAUAACCGACAGGGUCCCAUCAGCGUCUGGAAGAUAUGCCCGCUAUUCAAAGGUGUGGGCUACUGUGCCGUUCUGGUGUCGUGGUACGUCUCCUUCUACUACAACGUCAUCAUCGGCUGGGCGUUGUACUUCAUGUUCUCAUCUUUCCGCUCCGAAUUGCCCUGGUCGCACUGUGGCAAUCCAUGGAACACCGAGAACUGCUACACUGGCUCUUUCUUAGAUAUCAGCCGGAGCAAUAACACAACACAGAUCUCGCCAACAAAUCGCAACUCACCAGCGUUGGAGUUCUUCAACCGCGCGGUGCUGGAGUUGCACUCCAGUUCAGGGAUGCACGAUCUAGGCGUGCCCAAGUGGCAGCUGGUGCUGUGCGUCUUCCUCGUCUUCGUCAUCCUCUACCUGGCCCUCUUCAAAGGGGUCAGCUCCUCAGGAAAGGUAGUGUGGGUCACAGCCACCGCCCCAUACAUUAUCUUGACCCUUCUCCUGCUUAGAGGAGUUCUUCUUCCCGGUGCUGGACAGGGAGUCAUGUACUACUUGCAGCCGAAUGUCGGUAAACUACUAGAGACUCAGGUAUGGGUGGACGCUGCAUGUCAGGUGUUCUACUCCGUGGGCGUAGGAUUCGGUGUUCACUUAACCUAUGCAUCUUACAACCCAUUUCACAACAACUGUUACAGGGAUUGUCUAAUGACGACGAUAGUGAACAGUUUCACGAGCUUUUACAGCGGAUUCGUGAUCUUCGUGUACCUGGGUUAUAUGGCCGCUAAGCAAGGCGUGCCAAUUGACCGUGUGGCCACAGAAGGUCACGGUCUCGUCUUCCAAGUCUACCCGGAGGCCAUCGCUACGCUCCCUGGAGGGCCCAUCUGGGCUGUCCUCUUCUUUGUCAUGUUACUCACCCUGGGCCUAGAUUCUGCCAUGGGUGGCUUGGAGAGUGUUAUCACGGGUCUAAUGGACGAAUUCCGUAUUUAUUUCUCCCGGUGGCGGUUCAGAAGAGAAAUAUUCACCGCUGUGGUACUCUGCGCCUCCUUCUGUGUCUCUCUCGUCAAUGUCACAAGGGGCGGCGGCUUCAUGAUACACUGGUUUGACACGUACUCAGCCGGUAUCUCCUUGCUCUGCUCUGCACUGUUCGAGUCUAUAGGAGUGGCCUGGAUCUAUGGUUUGGACCGUUUCUGUGGCAACAUUCACGAGAUGCUCGGCUUUCGACCCGGGAUAUUCUGGAAACUGUGCUGGAAGUUCAUCACUCCAACAUUCCUUGUGGCCGUCAUCAUAAGCGCGGUAGUGAAUGAACCCCGACUGGAGUACCACGACUAUUGGUACCCGCCAUGGGCCGUGAACAUGGGAUGGGCCCUGGCACUUUCUUCUGUUGCUAUGGUGCCCAUUGUGGCUGUCAUUAAACUCUGCAGAGCCAAGGGUACCUGUGCUGAGAGAGUUGCCUACACUAUUACACCUGUCAAAGAAUGGGAAGAAAGCAAAGAGAAAGGUGUCAUCGAAAGAUUCAAGAUGAGCCACUGGACGUAUGUUUAAGGAGUCUGCACCUCAGCUAAGCAGCGAGAAAGGGUACUGCACUGGAUGCUACAGUGGUGCAACUAUACGACUUAUGCAAGGCGCAUACUUGUCUUGCCAUCGGGCAGUGUCAGAUUACUCCAAAAGCUUUUGUGACCCAUCACAGUGGCGCAAUGUGUGGCGAGCACAGAAAUCCUUCAGGCAAGCUCGUCGUCGUCGUCGUCAUGCUUCAGUGCACUGCAGCAUUUCAUAUUGUUCAUCCCACACAAGGAGCAUUACACGCACAGUAAUUCAUCUGGUACUAAGCUUGUGUCAGACAUCGCAAGUACAUUACUACAGGAGGAAACAUUCAGCAGGAAGUAACAGUAGUAGUACCUCAGUAGUCCUCAUUGUCAAAGUAAUUUAUCUAACAAUAUUCCUUUCUUUUGUCUCUUACUUUAUUAGCGCGAUAGGUUAUAUAACCCACGCACAUAAUUUUACCAAUCGGUCACUACUGGUUUCAGUACUUUUGCAAGACGUGUACUUCGACUGUAAUAACUGCCUGUAAGUGACUCAGGAAAUAGCAAGCAAAAUAAUCGUACUUUACCAUUUCACAUCCAGGCAUUGGUGUUCUGUCCUCAAACAUUCACUUGAACGCUAUGUGUACAUACGUGUAAGUAUAACUUAAUGGUUUACUAUAUCAUAUAUACAGGCUACAGGCAUAAUGCAAAAUGAAAAUAAAUUAUGCUGUUCUGUCAAGUCAGUAGCAAUGGCAAUACGUUUCCAUUCCACGCUACUGGGGACCAUAGCAAUGUUUGGUAUGUCUAUCCACGCACAUCACAGUAUACAGCAGAGGCCAGUGAUAACAUUUUCAUGUUACUAUAUUACAAAUAUAUCACGCCUGGGAAAAAUUAGUGUUACAAAACUAAUACAGAAAUGCUCUGAUUCUUGGAUGUUAUGACGCAUAAUUGUCACACAAACCGAUGUGUAUAACCUUAAUAAAACUUUUAACAUAUCUGGUUAGCUCUCCUAAAGUGCCAAAAGAAAAACAAAUGAAUGCAGAUUCAAUUUUACAUGCCAAAUAUGAGCCACCUGUAUUCGAGGCAAUACAAUGACGAAUAUCAGGCAAAAUGUUUAUAAUUUUCUAUGCCCUACACUUGUAACGCAUGUAAUGCUUGCGACACACUUGUCUGAAAUUAGCAGCCUGUGGUUUAUCCCAUCAUAAAUCUCCAGGUGUUGAGUAAAAAACACGUGCAGCAUAUGGUGUUUCUUUAAAUACAAUAUUGGAACAACAUUUCCGAGGGCAACCAAGGAAAUAUGGGCUGCAGAACUACUGACAGGCGAUUCCAGCCAACCGUGUCACAAGCAGAACAAGAAAGAGCUAUAUUGUUGACGAUGAAAAAAUGUUUUUAACUUUAGGGCAACUUUAAUUCAAUGUUCACUUUUUAAUACAGUACCGAUUAAAUAUUAGGUUUACUUUCAAUGAUAAAAAGCAAUUGUGACGGUGCAACUGUCCCCAGGACUGAGACACGACCAGUGAAGUCCAAUACAGACCUAAAGAAAAACGUUAAGCCUUCCUUGAGGGAUACUGACCCAAAACAACAACACUCUAAAACAGAACUUCACCGCAUAACAUGCUCAAGGCAAACCACUGCAGGGGGUACCGUUAUCACUCCUGAUCUGAAAAGAAAGCAGGGCCUUUGCGUUUCUGUGACCUUUAACAUAAAUGCAAAGUGUCCCAAAUAGGUGUAUGCCUCCCAUUUUCAGUAAAUCAGGAGAGCAAAGGAUAUAGGUAACUGGUAAUGAUGUCUUGCUAGGAGCGUGUCAUGUACAUGUUUAGUUUUGCUCUUAAGAGUGUAAAGCGUGCCAAAGCAUAGGGUGACCUGAAUUCUUAGGUUCCUCAGACACGGGACAUGUUUCCCGUGCGCCCGAGGCAAUGUUUGUGGGGCACAUAUUCAUAGAAAGUCUGUCAACAUCUGCUGGUGUUAUGGAAGACGCAUAAGCUACUCAUCAGCGCUGCAAGCUCGAGAGUACUGUCAUGCGUAUAAUACUUAAAUUUUGCUUCUUAUAAUGCAAAUUUAUGAAAAGCAGUGUUACAGUACACAGUACUGGUAUACAAAUGUGUUAGACAAAUAUUAUCAUAAUGCCAAGCAUUAAGAUUACUGCCCCCACAUCGGACUAUAUCCCUCGCAAUUCAUUCACAAACUAGAAAAACACACAAACCGUUCAUUCUACUUCUAUGUUCCACAUAUUAUGGCGCCAAUAUCUGAGCUUUUCCUUUUUUUAAGGGCAACUGUUGCUAUGAUGUGCCAAAUAGUGGUUAUUGACUUAAUAUGCUGGUUUAAAUUUUGUAUGAUGAAGCUAAGAAGGGAAACACAUGCCUGUCAUAUUAGGAACUUCGAGAAUGCCAUCAUGACAAGGUGCCAAAAAACCCCUCUGGAAAAUUUGACAUAAAAUCCUGUUUCAAAAUGGGAGUGUAUGUAAAUACAUUUCUUUCCCAUGCAAUACAUUAUCGUUCAGAAAAAAAAAAACAAUGAAAGUCCACCCAAAAGACGGCACCUUGAAUGUUGUGCCACACUAUUUGAUGCAUUUUCAAAGGUGUAGCUUAUGGUUCUGUUUGUGCUCUAUCUUGUUUGCUUAAAACUGGAACAACAUUUGAACUGGGACCUCUGCAAACCAGAAUAUCUCUAAUCUAAUCUACCUCAAAGUCUCAGAAAAAAUAGCCAUAAUGUAGCCACUCUUAUGGAAGCCUCCUUAGUAUCGCCACUGCCACAAUCGUGAGGUCAUUAACUAAUGACUCCAUCCUGAUUGGUGCAUUCCCGUAAAAAUGUGUGUUACAAACCAGAAAGUAUAGGGUGAAUUGCGUCCCGAACAGCAAAUGUGAUUUCAUGUGUGUAAGGUAUUGUACAGCGAUAAAUUUCAGGUGAAGUAAGUGCCCACAUUUUUUUCUGGAGUGGUCCUUUAACGCAAAGUUGCCAAGAAUCUUGCACAACAAUAGCACAUUAUUGCUGCGGCAGUGUCGUGAUUGGUCGUUACGUCACUGCUUUGUUGUUGACACCUAUUCUUGCAUUUGUCUCUUUAGGGUUGUCAUUACCUCAGCUGCAUAUUUAUGAAUAUUUGUCAAGUGUUACGUGCUAUGGAGUGAGCAAUAUAUCUGUCGAAAAAGUCUAGUGCCAAACAACACAACGUGUGUGCAUGCUUCCUCGAUAUGUAAGCGAUGUAUCUCAGGGUUUGUCUCGGAUUUUGACAGAUUUGUGGUACAGGUUACGUUACUUUAAAGGGGUACUCCACACGGUCUUGCUGGCCUUCUGGCAAGAGAACUGAACUGUCAUUGAAUGUUAUGUAGUCGCAUUUGUCGAGGCACCUAGAGUGCUGACAUUGUAGACAUCUCUUAUUGUACUUUUGGCACUAUAGAACCGAAGCUUUCGUAUGAUGCUGGCUCUAAGAUAUUCUAUUUCAAAUGAAACGCUUUAAAAAAAAUCAAAUGUGCGCCUAUCUUAGCGACUGUAGUCACAUUCACCCCCGAGAAGUGCUCGUCAGGUGAGCUAUAGGGACAUCCGACAACUCUGCAUCCUAUGAUACGAUUGAAAUAACAAUUUAUUCAUUGUUCGAGCAGGCAAACGUGAAAUUUCCAAUCUACCUGGUACGCCUCUCUGAGGGUGUAUACAACUGCAGCCCAUCUUGUCUCUCGUUACACGCUUGCCUGCAAUCUUUUGGAAACAGUGACGUCAGGGAGUAAUAUCUACAUCCUAGCUAGCUGGCACAAUCUAGCAGCACAUAUUGUAAGAGAUUAUAUUAAAUGCUUUCAUGUAAUAACACACAGCAACUUGGUGACUGAAUGCAGAUGUGCAGAAGUAUCCCGAUUCAUGCGUCACUUUCAUGGGUCUAUGUUACCCUGUAUUUUGCUGCCAUAGACAGCGGUACCACCUGAGGGUCACUUGACCGGGGAGAAUAUCCUUUUCCAAGAGCUUUGCACGCUGAUGUAGCUCUCAAAUUGGUCAGACACUUUCACGUGACCAAAAAUGUACGUGUACCAUCAAUUUCUCUCUUUCAAUCCCAAUACAUCAUUUUGAUGAUAAGCUGCUGCAGUAGUUGGUUGAACACUCCUGGUUUUCUAUGAUUUGCAAUUAUUUGCAACACCUACAACAAAGCUAGCUCUAAGCUAGUGUCUCGUCUUUAGUUUUGUGACUUUGAUUGCGCCAACAAAACCUCAAAACAUGAAGAGAAGAGCAGAGGGUAACAAGCAAUGCAGCUUUAUACCACUGUCAAACCAGCACGACUAUGUUGGCACACAGCGUUAAGAUACACGUUUCAGCCUUCUGUACCACCAAGCUCCCGAUCAAUCUUCUAAUCUGCCAAUCAAUCAUUAUUGUUAUGUACCAACAGAUGAACGGACAAAACAAUAUUAUCAUUUGGCAAUUACCAUUUAUUAGAGUGGUACUGCAAAACAAAUUCCUGUUGAAUCCUUUUUUGAGCACAUUCGAAAAGAUUUGAGCCGUAAAUUCCUUGUUUUGUU
Messenger RNA from Ornithodoros turicata, 7804 nucleotides. Its product is annotated as sodium-dependent noradrenaline transporter-like. The coding region runs from base 1123 to 3330 and encodes 735 amino acids. The transcript has 16 exons. Gene Ontology annotation, biological process: dopamine uptake involved in synaptic transmission; sodium ion transmembrane transport. Gene Ontology annotation, molecular function: dopamine:sodium symporter activity. Gene Ontology annotation, cellular component: plasma membrane; neuron projection; presynaptic membrane. The record is from RefSeq and is a predicted model, not a curated record. NCBI's taxonomy places the organism in Eukaryota, Metazoa, Arthropoda, Arachnida, Ixodida, Argasidae.